Molecule: messenger RNA, 1005 nt
Organism: Histoplasma mississippiense
Lineage: Eukaryota; Fungi; Ascomycota; Eurotiomycetes; Onygenales; Ajellomycetaceae
Exons: 2
Coding region: 1-1005 (334 amino acids)
Biological process (GO): thiamine biosynthetic process
Source: RefSeq, a predicted model, not a curated record
AUGUCUCCUCCAUCAGCAACAUACGACGUAGUAGCUGCAGCAGCUACUUCUGUUGCAAAAACUAACAAACCCUCCACUGCCCAUGGGAGUCUUACUAGUACCAGCACCAUUUUGGAUGAAUUUGCUGGGAAAUGGGACGACUUCAGCUUCGGCCAUAUCCGCGAGAGCCAGGUCUCCCGCGCCAUGACGCGUCGCUAUUUCGAGGAUCUGGAUACCUAUGCUGAGAGCGACAUCGUGAUUGUCGGCGCUGGAUCCUGCGGUCUCAGCACUGCGUACGUCCUGGGCAAAGCUCGCCCGGAUUUGAAAAUUGCCGUUAUUGAGGCCUCCGUCUCUCCUGGCGGUGGUGCGUGGCUCGGCGGCCAGCUGUUCUCCGCCAUGGUCCUCCGCAAGCCUGCGGACCGUUUUCUCGAUGAUCUGGGGGUUCCGUACGAAGAGGAACCCUCCAACCCCAACAUGGUCGUGAUCAAGCACGCGGCACUCUUUACUUCCACUUUGCUCUCCAAAGUACUCUCCUUCCCAAACAUCAAGCUUUUCAAUGCUACUUGCGUUGAGGAUUUGAUCACCCGUCCAUCCCCGGCUGCAGGCGACCGCGAGGGUAUUCGCAUCGCCGGUGUCGUGACCAACUGGACGCUCGUGACUCUUCACCACGAUGACCACUCCUGCAUGGACCCAAACACCAUCAAUGCACCCCUGGUCAUCAGUACCACCGGUCACGAUGGUCCGUUUGGUGCUUUCUGCGCCAAGCGUCUCGUGUCCAUGGCUGCCAUUGAGAAACUGGGCGGUAUGCGUGGACUGGACAUGAACUCGGCUGAGGAGGCCAUUGUGAAGAAUACUCGGGAGGUGACUAAGGGGUUGAUUAUUGGAGGCAUGGAGUUGAGUGAAAUUGACGGGUGGCACCGGAUGGGGCCUAUCUUUUCAGCCAUGAUGCUUAGUGGCGUGCGUGCAGCGGAGGUCGCUUUGGAAGUUUUCGAAGAACGAAAGAGAGAGUGCGCUGAUAAAAAAUGA